GUGAAGGGAAGCCCUACUUGGGUCUUACCGGAUCUUUGCUAAAGGAGUACGCUGUAGAAGCGGCGAAGAAGGAGAACCUGCUUCGCAAGAGCCUCCAAGACGGCAGCGCUGCGCCCGUUGCGCCGGCGCCCGGAACGGCUCCGGCCGUGGCGCCGCGCGGGCGCACGACCUCCCUGGACUCGACCGGUGGAUCGCUGCAGCGGACGAACUCGGCCACGCAGACGGUGGAGUGGAAAGAUCAAUUGCCUCCUCUGCCAAGAAGACCUUCGAAGACAGCUGUUCCGGUGUCGGCCGCAGGAGUUGUCAACGAUAUUGACAGUUUGGCUAUGGUCCUGGAACUGAUGCAGUCCAAAGUCAACGAUGAGCGUCUACAACGUGCCUGUUUGAUGGCCAUCACACGACUUUCCAAGGAUGUGGUGUCCUUGAGACCUCUCUGUUUGGGCGUCAUUUCGGCCAUUGCUCAAUCCGCGGCGCGGGGGCGUCAGGAUUUGACCUUGCAGAGGAUGGCGGUCUCCGCGUUAUCCAGCGUGGCUUAUGCGCACGACGUGGCUGCCCUGGUGGCGCCUCUGGCCCUACCUGUGGUGAUCGAGGCGGCUUUGGCGUUCCCGGAAGAUGGCAAGUUGCAAAGCAACGCCUGCGAGGCCUUUGCGCGCUUGGCGCAGGGCGGGAGCAACCGCGUGGUCUAUACCAUGGUGAAGUAUUUGUCCGUGUCCGGAGUCGUCUUCCAAGUUCUUUGUGAUGCCUUGCAAAGGCUCUGCGAGAACCAUAUUUGUCAAGGACAUCAUGUCUUGGACGAGUUGAUUAAGCUGAGUGAUGGCGAUCCCAGUAACCUGGAGCUGCAACGACGUGUGGCUCUGUCUUUAAACAGGUUGUCCUCCAGCGUCAUCAGUCCUGCCGCUGUGCGGCAGCGGACAUCCCUGACGGCUCAGUGGGCACAUUUGUUGGAACGCUUCCUUCGCGCGGAGGAAGAUGAGGCGAAACUGGACGGCGAUUUCCAUCACAAGGUGCAAGAGCUCUUCCACGAGGAGGUCGCAUUGCAUUUUGAGCUGGAGGCAGCAGAGCGCUGUCUUCACUAUCUGCGGAGUGGCAGGCCGGCGCAGAAGAUCUUCAGCGAGGUGAUCCGCGCCUUGGCCGAGAACUUGGAGGACUAUCGCUCGCGGUCAGAGGCACGUGAACUCGCCUGGGACGUGGAACGUCAGUGCUUGGCGCCGCUGGAGCCCAUGCUGCGGCUGCGGCUACACAACGAGGUCCUGACCCAGAUAGAGCGUCGCCUGCCGAGUGCCUUGUGCACUGCGGCCAAGGCAUGUUCGGCAUGGCCCUGUGAGGAGCAACUCUCGACUCGGACGGAAAGUUUGAUGAAGGACUGCGGCCGCCUUUUGGAGACCAAAACAGAAGUGACCCAGGUUCAUUUCGAGAAAGCAGCUGAGCUCCGUCGUGAAGUGAUGCUGUUUGAGGCUGUGGAAUAUUUGGAACUGCAUUCUGCCGAAGCCUCCGCAACGCAAGUUCUUUCUGCCCUGCAAAUGUUGAAGGCGUCUCGUCGUGCAGCCGCGUCCUGUUGCCCGGUGAUCGCCAGCUCCAUUGCCGGCAAAGCCCUCGGCUGCCGAGUUCAUCCACUCGUUCUAGCGGUGAACAGUAAAGCGUCCACCGUGUUCUGA
Messenger RNA from Cladocopium goreaui, 1655 nucleotides. The record is from the annotation of a GenBank genome assembly. NCBI's taxonomy places the organism in Eukaryota, Dinophyceae, Suessiales, Symbiodiniaceae.